Molecule: messenger RNA, 637 nt
Organism: Carica papaya (papaya)
Lineage: Eukaryota; Viridiplantae; Streptophyta; Magnoliopsida; Brassicales; Caricaceae
Source: RefSeq, a predicted model, not a curated record
ACAUAGAACCCUAAACCCACUUCUUUCUUAUCACCAAGAACCUGCUAGGCACUGAAUCCAUACUUAACAUUAAGAGGUGAUCAAGAAAUAAUUAAAAUGGGUUCAAAAGCACUAGCAUCAACCGCCCUUUUGCUCUGCCUUAAUCUGGUUUUCUUCAACUUGGUUAGCUCAACUUAUGUACCUUGCCCACCAACACCUCCAUCUGGCCACCACCACCACCACAACAAAGGCAGCUGCCCAAGGGAUGCCCUUAAGUUUGGUGUGUGCGCCAACGUUUUGAACUUGGUGAAGGGGGUGGUAAUUGGUCAGCCACCCUACAAACCAUGCUGCAGCCUCAUCGAGGGUCUGAUUGAUCUCGAAGCCGCUGUUUGUCUUUGCACUGCCAUCAAGGCUAGUGUCUUGGGUAUUGACCUUAACAUUCCCGUUUCUUUGAGCUUGGUGCUCAACAACUGUGGAAAGAAGGUCCCAAAAGACUACAAAUGCGAAUAAGUCCGUAAUCAGUUCCCAUUCAUUACCUUACCUCGUUUAGCUCUACGUGUUUUGUUAAUUUUUGCUUCUCAUCAUUUUUUUAUAUGGGUUUAUAAUGUUUACCAUUUCUCGAUAAUUAUUCUUUUAUGUUACAGUACUAUGUAUUGCU